Molecule: messenger RNA, 2700 nt
Organism: Epinephelus lanceolatus (giant grouper)
Lineage: Eukaryota; Metazoa; Chordata; Actinopteri; Perciformes; Serranidae
Gene: mutyh
Product: mutY DNA glycosylase
Biological process (GO): base-excision repair; mismatch repair
Cellular component (GO): nucleus
Molecular function (GO): oxidized purine DNA binding; 8-oxo-7,8-dihydroguanine DNA N-glycosylase activity; 4 iron, 4 sulfur cluster binding
Source: RefSeq, a predicted model, not a curated record
GUCCGCCCUGAACGUGGCGGGAGCUGAAAUGAAUCCGUGAAGUAAACAGAAGAGCUUGUGCUCUGCAGAGAAAUGAUAUAAGUCUUCACACAUGGUGUUUGGAUAUGAGCAGGCUGCAUUCAGCGAUGGUUAAAGGAAAGAGAGCCGGACUGGAGAUGGUGGAGACCGCGAAGACAAAGCGGAAGAGGUCAAACACAGCUGUGAAACAAGAGGAAACCUCGAAUGCCUCCUCACCAUCCACAUACCACACUUUCCCUGAUCCUGCUGAUGUGGUGCUGCUGCGCUCUCAGCUCCUCCGCUGGUACGACAAGGAAAAGAGAGAGCUGCCAUGGAGGACUCUGGCUGUGACAGAGUCAGACCUCAACAUCAGAACGUAUGCAGUGUGGGUUUCAGAAAUCAUGCUGCAACAGACCCAAGUGGCCACAGUAAUAGAUUACUACAACAAAUGGAUGAAGCGUUGGCCCACGGUACAGGAUCUUGCAGCCGCUACACUAGAGGAAGUAAACCAGAUGUGGGCGGGUCUUGGCUACUACUCCAGAGGAAGAAGACUGCAUGAAGGAGCUCAAAAGGUGGUGUCAGAGCUUAAAGGGCAGAUGCCUCGCACAGUCGACGGCCUUCUGAAACAGCUACCUGGAGUGGGACGCUACACUGCUGCAGCUAUAGGCUCUAUUGCACUGGAUCAGGUUACUGGAGCCGUGGAUGGCAAUUUGAUCCGGGUGCUGUGUCGACUGAGGGCCAUCGGUGCUGACAGCACAAGUCCUGCAGUAACAGAGGCACUUUGGAGUCUAGCCAACACACUGGUGGACCCUGAGAGACCCGGGGACUUUAACCAAGCCAUGAUGGAGCUGGGAGCACGAGUCUGCACCCCAAAAGGACCACUGUGCAGCCAGUGUCCCGUACAGGCUCACUGCCACUCUUUCCGCAAGGUUCAAGUCAAACAAGAGACAAACUCCAGGAAGCUCUUGGGGAAGCUAGACAGGAAGUCAUCCACCCUGCCUGAUAUAGAAGACUGUAUGAACAGUGGGACGUGUCCGCUGUGUCCCACGGAGCCCUGGGAUGAUGAGUUGGGAGUUCAGAACUUCCCCAGAAAGCCGGCGAAGAAGGCGCCUCGAGUGGAGCGAACUCUGACCUGUGUGGUGACGAGACCUGGCGAGGAGGGAGAGGACGAGUACCUGCUCACACAGAGGCCGAACAAAGGUUUGCUGGCAGGCUUGUGGGAGUUUCCGAGUCUUCUGCAGGAGGAGAAGAGCUCUGAGAUGAAACAGAAGAGGGCGCUGUGUGCUCAGAUCAGCGGGAUACUGGGAACCCCUCUGACGGAAAGCCUCGUCCAGUAUGUGGGAGAGGUGGUUCACAUCUUCUCCCACAUCCACCAGACGUACUUGGUUCACAGUGUGUGUUUGAAGGAAGCUGACACACUAACACAGACUGAAAAUGCACAGUGGCUCACCAGGUCUGCUCUGCAGGAGGCGGCUGUGUCCACGGGAGUAAAAAAGAUUGUGAAGUUGUGCGACUCUGUAGACAGUCAAAAAGAACAAACUUCUAAGGAUGGAAAAAUACAGAAGCACAGCGGCACAAAGAACAACAAGAGACCACAGACUUCCAAAAAACCCAAACUGAGUGCAGCUCACAGCGGCAGCAGACAGCUCUCCCUCAGCUCCUUCUUCAACAGCGUUAAAAAGGAAUCUUGAUGGUACUGUUGUGUGUCAAAGUCAUACACAUGUGCCUUACUGCCAAAGCAUCACAGUGUGUUGCCACAUCAAGGUAUUACUGUGGUCCAAUCAAAUUAUUUUAACAAGAUCAGUUUUUAAAUUCUGAAAAAAAUGCACAUUUUAAAAAACGAUAUUGCUCCUGUGAUGUUCCUGUCGGGACUUUUAGUGAAUCAACAGUGUAGUUUGAUUUGUAAUGACCUCAUUGUAGAUAAUGUUUUUAUCACUAUAUUGUAACUAGUCUACAUCUUUUACAAGCAGCAUGUACGAUUCUUGUCAUGUUUAUAACCACAAUAAAAGUGUAAUGUUAGCGGACAAAAAGUGUAGAGAAAGUAACUUUCAGCUUUUACGAUACUUAUAAUUAAACAGACACAAGACAUGGCAUGUUUGAUCUGCUGUUCAUCCUCCAAUCAAGAUUUAAUACCUGUUUUUUUAACAUGGAGAAAGUGAGCAAAACAUAGUGAACACAACUUGUCAGUGGCACCCCAGAAUGUUUUCACAGGGGUGGCCAGAUGAGCCACUGAAAAUCUUUGGGUAGCCAAAAAACCAAGUCAUUACUGAAUUUCAGGAAUUUUGAAUAUGCCGUUUAAGUUUAUGGGCUAGUUGAAGACUAUGUCAGUAUUAGAUGUAAGGAACCACAUACAUUUAUACUUUGGUUUCUGAUUUUACAGUUAAUACUACUAAUUAUUUGAUUUGCUAGUUAUCAUUUUGAUUUCCACAAUAAUCCUGUUUUAAUUUGUUCUGUACCUGCACACGUGUUGGGCGAUUCAUUGUUACCCAAAUAGGCUGGUUGUCCUUUUCUUUAAAAAGACCAGGGGCGUAAAUAUAGACAGUGCAGGCAGUGCGGUUGCACUGGGGCCCAUGGGGUGGAGGGGCCCGACUGCCACCUGGAAAUAUGCCCGUGUUCAAAGAAGAACUCACAUUAAAACAAAAAUGGUGCUAUUUUCCAUACAUGGCCUAAAUAAGGCAAACCCAUCUCCAUCAUGGUUUUCUG